AUGGAUCCGAUUCGGAAGGUGGCGGAGUGCGAAGGGUCGACCUCCAGGGGGCUGCACAAGUGCCGGGAGUUGAGAGGGCCCGCAGAGCACUUUCCUCCGCAGAGCAAGCACUGCCCUCCGCCAAGGCGCGACAAUCCGAAUCUCCUUCCCGCCACCCGUGACGCAAAAGCGGUGCGACGUCGCUCGUCUGACGUUUCUACGCUGCCAGCGCCCGGCGGUGGGCGGGACCAGCUUUACAGAAAGUCGGCCUCGCCCGUUAGCCACAGUGUGGAACGUGGGCGGGGCCCACGGAACCGCGCCCCUUUCACGGCAGCCGAGGCUGUGGGCACGCCCGGCGGGAAUGCGGCUCUCCCGCCACUUAUUAAGUAUGGGCCGGGUCCGGCAGACCGCACCCCUCCUGCAGCUGCCUUGCGUGUGGAGUCGACACGGAUCUCUCGCCGCCAUGUUGGGUGUGGGCAAAGCCUUCGCCGAGCCUGGGACGGGCCCUCCGCUCUCGCCAUUGCGUCCCCGCUGAGGUCAAGACAGUUCAAAAAGCACAUUCUAACCUGGCUGACGUGGGAGCUAACAUCGGAAUGCAGUCCAUCCUCCUUUUCUGAGUGCUGCCUAUCAUGGAAAGAUGUACAACCUCAGAUAGUCCCAGAGGCACCCACCCUUUGCAAACCCCCAGUCCCUAUUGUCAGUAAUCUGAUCCCAGAGGUGCCUGGAGGCACCAGCCCUCAUUGCCUGUAACCUGUAAAGAUGAUUACCUUCCUACUUUCCCAUGCCUGUAAUUCUUUCUUACUUGCCCACAUAAUCUUUGUCCUUCUACCUAAUAUAAGCAGCUGGUUUAUGGGGAGGGGCAGAGCAGAUUUUUGUGGAUGACCUGCUGCUCUCCCAUACUGCCGGCAUUAUUGGAAUAAAUGCUCAUAUAUUACUCAACCCUGUCCCUGCUUAAGUAGUGACAGGCAGCCCAGACCCAUUGGUUGUCUUUGUGUGUGUGUUUUUAAAUGUAUUAUUUAUAGUCUUACAGUAAUAAUUCUUUGGCAGUAUGUAUCCUCCAGGUGCAUCCCAAUCUCCCUACAAAAUAAUUUUUUUAAUGUGAAAAUACUUUUUUUUUUCCAGUUACAGUUUAUAUUCAAUAUUGUUUUGUAUUAGUUUCAGGUAUACAGCAUAGUAGUUAGAUAAUUACAUACUUUAGAAAGGUGUUCCUCAUGAUAUUUCCAGUACCAAUCUGGCACCAUACACAGUUAUUACAAUACUAGAGGCCCAGUGCACAAAACUCAUGCACAGGUAGGGUCCCUAGCAGCUGCCAGCUGGGGCAUUCUUUCAGUCCACGCCGCCCCCUGGUGGUCAGUGCACGUCAUAGUGAGCGAUCGAACUCCUGAGGGGACACUUUGCAUAUUAGGCUUUUUAUAUAUAUAGAUUAGUGACUAUAUUUCUUAAGCUGUAUUUUACAUCCCCAUGACUGUUUUGUAACUACCAAUUUGUACUUCUUAAUCCCUUCACUUUUUUCACCCAGUCUCCCAAGCCCCUUCCCCUCUGGAAACCAUCAGUCUGUUCUCUGUAUCAAUAAAUCUGUUUCUGUUUUGUUUGUACUGUUCUUUAGAUUCCACAUAUAAGUACAAUAUGGUAUUUGUCUAUGACUAACUUAUUUCACUUAGCAUAAUACCCUCUAGAUCCAUCCAUGCUGUUGCAAAUGGUAAGCUUUCUUUUUUGUGGCUGAAUAAUAUUCCAUUGUAUAUAUGUACCACUACUUUUUUAUUUGUCUAAUGAUAGACACUUGAGUUGCUUCCAUAUCUUGGCUAUAGUAAAUAACACUGAACAUAGGGGUGCAUAUAUUCUUUUGAAUUACUGUUUUAGGUUUCUUCAUAUAUAUACCAAGAAGUGGAAUCUCUAGGUCAUAAGGCAGUUUCAUUUUUAAUUUUUUGAGGACCCUCCAUACUGUUUUCCAAUCUGCAUUCCCACCAACUGUGCACAAGGGUUCCCUUUUCUCUACAUCCUUGCCAACACUUGUUUGUUGAUCUGUGAAAUAAUUCUAAGUCAUUGGUCACAGGUGAAGCUAUAGGAUAGGUGGGGUCAAGAUGGCCCAGAGAGCUGUGUGUAUGUAUGUGUGUGAUUUUUUUUUUUACGGUGGCUGGCUGUCUAAAGUAUUUUUUACUAUAUGUUUAAUAAUCAGUGCUUUAAAAGCAGUGGUUUCCUACAAAGUGGAAAUUAAGGUCUAAGCCUGGAGUGUGAAGUGGAGGUCAUGCUGCGAUGUCACCGCCCGUGAGUGAAAUCUGGUCUGGGGAGCCCAGGGCAGCUCAUGGACACCCGGCUUGGUGGCAGGAGCCAGGCCGCCCUCAGGAGACAGGACCCACUGCGGCUGUGCGGCCUGCCUUUUCAUUUCAUUUCAUUUCAUUUCUAAUGGGAUACAGUACUUUUUAAAUAAGGAGCCAUAUUUUUAAGUUUGAGAAAUGAAUGUGAUUUCUAAUUGUAUCAAACAAUGUUUUAAAGCUAUAACAAAGUUUAAAAUUUCUACAUUUUGUUUUUAAUUUAUUGUAACUGUUCUUUUAUCUAUUAAGUUGUAUGUGGAUGGGGAAGUUCUGUUUCUCCUCUUAGCAUUUGUUUCUAUAACCAGAAAUAAAGUUAUAUAUUAAAGAAAU
Molecule: messenger RNA, 2621 nt
Organism: Eptesicus fuscus (big brown bat)
Lineage: Eukaryota; Metazoa; Chordata; Mammalia; Chiroptera; Vespertilionidae
Exons: 3
Coding region: 1-729 (242 amino acids)
Source: RefSeq, a predicted model, not a curated record